CCUAGCUCCUUCUCUCCCUCUCUGUAACACCGGCGGCGCCAUGGUUGGAGCUCCGAUCGACGACGGCUUUCCGGCCGAGAGGCUCUUUAACCAGGGCUACUCCUACACGUACGACGAUGUCAUCUUCCUCCCCCACUACAUCGACUUCCCCACCGACGCCGUCCAGUUGUCCACUAAGCUCAGCCGCAACCUCCGCCUCUCCAUCCCUUGCGUCUCCUCCCCCAUGGACACCGUCACUGAGACUGCCAUGGCCGUCUCCAUGGCCGCUUUCGGCGGCAUUGGCAUCGUCCACUCCAACAACGCCGCCUCCCGCCAGGCCUCCAUCGUCCGCGCUGCCAAGUCUCACCGCCUCCCCUUACACUCCGAUCUCGUUUUCAAAUCGCCUUCCGAUUCCGUCAAUUCACUCGAUGAAUUUGGUUCGUCGCCCUGCGUUCUGGUUACCGAGUCCGGAACCAGCAAGUCCAAGCUCUUAGGCGUGGUCGCCAAGUCCGAUUGGGAGUCCUUGACUGACAAAGACGCCAGGGUUUCUGAUUACAUGCUCAAAUCGCUGGUUUCGGCGCCCUCGAACUACCAUUUCGAGGAAGUUGCCGCGUAUUUGGCGGCGAAAGAUCUCGAAUUUGUGCCUUUGGUGAAUGAUGAAGACGGAGGGGAAGUGGUGAAUUUGGUAACUGCAGAGGAUGUGGAGAGAAUUCGGGGGUUUCCAAAGCUGGGGGCGCCAUCUAUUGGGCCUGACGGGAAAUUCUUGGUCGGGGCGGCCAUUGGGACGCGGGAAACGGAUAAAGAAAGGUUGGAGCAUUUGGUGAAGGCUGGGGUGAAUGUGGUGGUAGUGGAUAGUUCUCAAGGAAAUUCAAUAUACGAAAUGGAAAUGAUCAAGUACAUGAAGAAGACGUAUCCAGAGUUGGAUGUGAUUGGCGGGAAUGUUGUGACCAAAUAUCAGGCGCAGAAUUUGAUUCAGGCUGGAGUUGAUGGGUUGAGAGUUGGGAUGGGGUCUGGCUCCAUUUGCACCACGCAAGAGGUUUGUGCUGUGGGCCGAGGACAGGCCACUGCAGUGUACAAGGUUUCAUCUAUUGCUGAAGAAAGUGGUGUGCCUGUCAUUGCCGAUGGGGGCAUUUCAAAUUCUGGACAUAUUGUCAAGGCUUUGGUCCUUGGUGCUUCAACUGUAAUGAUGGGAAGCUUUUUGGCUGGAAGUAAUGAAGCUCCUGGAGCUUACGAGUAUCAGGGUGAUCGCCGUGUCAAAAAAUACCGAGGCAUGGGCUCUUUGGAAGCAAUGAGAAAAGGGAGCGAUGCACGAUACUUGGGUGAUACGGCUAAACUAAAGAUAGCUCAGGGGGUUGUUGGAGCAGUUGCAGACAAAGGUUCUGUUCUAAAAUUUCUGCCUUACACCAUGCAAGCAGUUAAACAGGGUUUCCAGGACCUCGGUGCCUCCUCAAUGCAGUCUGCUCAUGACCUAUUAAGAUCAUCAGUACUUAGGCUAGAGGUCCGGACUGGAGCAGCACAAGUUGAAGGUGGAGUUCAUGGGCUGGUUUCUUAUGAGAAGAGAUCGUUUUGAGAUCCAGAGCCCUUGUCAACAAUUGCUGCUGCAAGGGAAUACUCUUUUCUGGGCCUUCAGUAAUAUCAAUUUUGAAUAUAGUGUUGGGGGCGACAAGGCCGGCCGGCGGUGGCACGUUUGGCCGGAAAGGCACAUAGAGCACUUCCCCAUGUUAUGACUUUAAUCUUAGGCCUGAUACAUCAAUAGAACCCCGACCUACAGCUUUUGAUAUCUAGCCAUCUACUAUUGUAAUUUUAAUAUCAUCAUCACACUCUUUAUAAGUUGAAAAAUUAGUUUAGUUUCCAGUCAUAUGAUCUAAUGCACCAGUAUCAAUAAUCCACCCUUCAUCUAUAUAGCUAUUUCUAAAACAUGAAAUACUAGUAUUACGUUUAUGAGCAACAGUGGUCAUGGAUGAAGAA
Molecule: messenger RNA, 1947 nt
Organism: Diospyros lotus (date-plum)
Lineage: Eukaryota; Viridiplantae; Streptophyta; Magnoliopsida; Ericales; Ebenaceae
Product: inosine-5'-monophosphate dehydrogenase 2-like
Exons: 4
Coding region: 41-1549 (502 amino acids)
Biological process (GO): GTP biosynthetic process
Cellular component (GO): cytoplasm
Molecular function (GO): IMP dehydrogenase activity
Source: RefSeq, a predicted model, not a curated record